CCACAUGGUAUUUAUUUUGUGGAUGUAGAUUACUAUUUAUAAACUUCUAACAAACGACUAAAUAUGAGAUAAAUUUGUCAUAAUUCAAGAAAUAUAUCUAUUUUUACGUCAAAAUGUCGCAUCAACUAGGCCGUGUUGUCUCCGAACUACUCCUCAGAUAUUUUGGAGAAAUAGUGGAAAAAGUCGGUAAAGAUUUAUUCCAGUAUGGUAGUAAACCUAUAGGCAUGAUUUUGAAAACGACUGGACUCCCAAGAUCACAGGUAGUAGACAGCCUCCGUACAUUACUCAAAUUUGAUCUCGCAAGCUUUGAACCGUCAGCAAAUGAAGUAAUUGCCGAUUAUAAACUGAUUCCUGAAAAUGUUCUUCUGCUAAUACGAUAUCCCAGGUACCUCCUUCAAAUGAAGAGCAAAUUCGGCAGCGAGGCAGAGUUACUGGUGGAAGAGCUGUUGCAACAAGCUACAUGCACCGCCACGGUCCUUCUGGUCACAUUAGCUAACAAAUACAAAGAUGAUAAGGAAAAGAACAUAAACAUAGUUCAACUGAAAGAUGUAUUCAUAAGUCUAGCAACAGCGGGGUACAUUCAACAAGCCCCCGUGGCGGAGCUAAAGGAAGGCAGUGAAAUACCCACUCUAGUGCCCGUAGCUACAAUCGUCCCAGACAUUGAUGUCAGGAACUUGAUACAAAUCAUGAAUUCUGGGACUUUAGCUGAAGUUAAUGACAAUGUCUACUGGAGGAUAAACUAUGACAGAUUCCAUCAGGACUUCAGAGAUGAAAUUAUGAUCAAAGCAAUCACAAGGCGUAUUGACGAAAAUGCGGGCGAGUUAAUGAAGUUCCUGCUCCAACAAAUGUACCUAACGUCGUCUCCGUGGGCGCCGGAAUCCAACCCGACUUCGGCCCUGGACCUCAAGGAGUGCUGCCGACGCAUCGCUAGCGAGCGGCCGCUGCUGCACCAGCACUUCGACCAGUACCUCAAAGUGUUAGAGGACAGCGGUGCGGGUUUUGUACGGCGCUGCGGGGAAGCGGGCGGCGGGCAGCUGGUGGUGCGCGCGCGGCGGGCGGCGGCGCAGCUGGUGGGCUCGCUGGUGGAGCACGCGGUACAGGAGCGACUGGGCUCCAAGGCCGCCAGGAUAUUCAGGUUGAUCCGAGCAAAAAAAUAUAUAGGGGAAGAAGAUAUUCAGAAGCACGCAAUGUUGCCCAACAAGGAAUGCAAAGAACUCACCUACAAGUUGUUGGAGGAACAUUUUAUUAGCGUUCAGCCAAUGAGGAAAGCGGCAUCUGCAGGUGGAAUGGCGAAAGCUAUUUACUUGUAUCACGUCGAUCUACAUGACGUGGCGCACAGCACAGCGCAGAUGUGCUACGCGGCGCUUCACAACACGGCGCGGCGCGGCACGCACGAGCGGCGCCAGCACGCGCGUCUGCUGCGCAAGCAGCGCCGCGUGCGCACCAUCGUGCACGGCAUGCGGCUGAGGCACGAGCCGCAGCAGCACAUUGAUGACGUGGAAGAGACCCUGACGCCGCCGGAGCGCGCGUCCCUGGCCAGCGUGGAGGCGCGCCUAAAGCAGCUUGCCACCGCCGAGCUGGAGCUCGACCGCGCGCUCUUCAUACUCGACUGGUUCUUCGCCUACCCGCGCUAAUCACGCUUGGACUGAUCACGUGACGCGGGCUAAUCACGUGACGCGGGCUGGUCACGUGACAUCGCCGCAUUGAUUAGUGAUCGCCUGUGAGUUCUCGGCGUUGUUCUCGUGGUUAUUGACUACAGUGUGGUUGCCAGACACUUAGCCUAUGCACAGACCAUCGAUUUUUCGUCGGCCGAUAGUUUAGUCGGGCGGUUGAUCAGUAUGGAUAUAUUGGGCAUGUA
This is a messenger RNA of Ostrinia furnacalis (Asian corn borer), 1858 nucleotides long. RefSeq names its product RNA polymerase III subunit C (gene Polr3C). The record is from RefSeq and is a predicted model, not a curated record. Gene Ontology annotation, biological process: DNA-templated transcription. Lineage: Eukaryota; Metazoa; Arthropoda; Insecta; Lepidoptera; Crambidae. The coding region runs from base 114 to 1634 and encodes 506 amino acids. Gene Ontology annotation, molecular function: single-stranded DNA binding. Gene Ontology annotation, cellular component: RNA polymerase III complex. The transcript has 11 exons.